Messenger RNA from Trichosurus vulpecula (common brushtail), 1591 nucleotides. It is a transcript of the gene ZNF689, whose product is annotated as zinc finger protein 689. Gene Ontology annotation, molecular function: DNA-binding transcription factor activity, RNA polymerase II-specific; RNA polymerase II transcription regulatory region sequence-specific DNA binding. The coding region runs from base 1 to 1467 and encodes 488 amino acids. Gene Ontology annotation, cellular component: nucleus. The record is from RefSeq and is a predicted model, not a curated record. The transcript has 4 exons. NCBI's taxonomy places the organism in Eukaryota, Metazoa, Chordata, Mammalia, Diprotodontia, Phalangeridae. Gene Ontology annotation, biological process: regulation of transcription by RNA polymerase II.
AUGAGCGAGGCCGGGCCGGGGGCGAGGGGUCCCGUGAGCUUCGCCGAUGUGGCCGUGUACUUCUCCCCGGAGGAGUGGGGACGGCUGCGCCCCGCACAGAGGGCCCUGUACAGGGACGUCAUGUGGGAGACCUACGGCCACCUGGGCGCUCUGGGUUUCCCAGGCCCCAAACCCGCCCUCAUCUCCUGGAUAGAACAAGAGCCAGAGGUCUGGGGUCCGGAUGCCCGGGACCCCGAGGAGGAAAGGGAGACCCCGAGGGAAGAAUGCACAGCAGCAUCUGGAAAACAGAACAAGGAGAAGAGGUGGAGAGAAGAAACUGAAGAGUCUGUAAAGGAGGUUUUGCCAACUGAGUUACCACAUGCCUUCCACCAGGAUGACAGAGGCACACUCCACCAGUGUAUCUCCAAUCUGAAGAGGCCCUACCCUUGUCCUGAAUGUGGACGCCAUUUUGCAUUUCCUUCUCUACUGGACAGUCACCUGCGUGUGCACUCUGGAGAGCGUCCUUUUGGCUGUGCGCAAUGUGGGGCACGAUUUUCACAACGGAAGAAUCUCAUCCAACACCAACUCAUCCAUACAGGGGAGAAGCCCUUUCUGUGCCCAGACUGUGGAUGCUGUUUCCGGCAAAGUGGGUCCCUGGCUAUCCACCAGCGCACACACACAGGUGAAAAGCCCUACUCCUGUCCUGACUGUGGGCGCUGCUUUGCCUAUCCCUCCUUGCUUGGCAGCCACCUACGGGUGCAUACAGGGGAGCGACCCUAUGCCUGCACUCAUUGUGGAGCAAAAUUUUCCCAAAGGAAUAACCUUGUCCAGCACCAGCUCCUCCACACGGGUGAGAAGCCCUAUCCCUGUUCUGACUGUGGGCGAUGCUUCCGCCAGAGUGGAUCCCUGGCGAUCCACCGUCGGGCACACACAGGCGACAAACCAUACCCCUGUUCUGACUGUGGGCGCCGAUUUGCUUAUCCCUCCCUCUUGGUGAUCCACCAGCGAACCCACACAGGUGAGAAACCAUACUCCUGUCCUGACUGUGGGCGCUGCUUUGCCUAUCCCUCCCUACUGAAUCUUGUCCAGCACCAACUCAUCCACACGGGUGAGAAACCGUAUUCCUGUCCUGACUGUGGGCGCUGCUUUCGGCAGAGUGGCUCCCUGGCCAUCCAUCGACGUAAACACACAGGCGAGAAACCCUACCCUUGUCCUGAAUGUGGGGUCUGUUUCACCUAUUCCUCUCUACUGGUCAGCCACCGGCGAAUUCAUUCUGAUGAGCGUCCCUUCCCCUGCACGGAGUGUGGGAAGUGUUUUAAGCGGAAGUACGCUCUUGAAGCACACCAGUGGAUCCACCGGUCUGGCACUGAGAAGAGGCAGAGUGGGAGAGCUGCUGUACAGCCUCUUCCCCAGGCUUCUGUGAAUGGGGUCCAGGAGCCCCCAGUAUACUUCCGGUACUACCCAGAUAUACUCCAGGAGUGCGGGUGAUCAAGUCUUUGGGGAGGGAAACAUGAGAGAUCUCACAUCAGGUGGUCCCAGUCUUCUCCAUAAAGUCUAAGGCACGGCCAUGUGGUUGUUCCUCUGCGAGCAGAUGAUGGAAAGAUGUUAGAGG